UGGAGAUGUGGAGAGAGAGUGGCUUCCGCUAGGAAACGUCCCCUGCGUUUUGCCGCUCCGCUUCCACGAUCCGGAAGUGGUUCUUCGUGGGUCUCUGACACGUAGCUUCCAAGACAGCGGGAUAAAGGGGGGUGGAAGAGGGGUCGAUCCCGACGGUGUGAGGAGGCCAGGCAGGGGGUCGUUGCCUCGCCAGGGAGGGGGCUCAGAAGGAAGAUAGCAAUGUCUGGAUUUGAUAGUUUCAAUGCAGAUUUCUAUCAGACAAGUUACAGUAUUGAUGAUCAAGCACAAUCAUAUGGAGGAAAUGCUGGAGGAGGAGCAUACAGCAAGCAAUAUGGUGGCUAUGAGUAUUCUCAGCAAAGUGGAUAUGUCCCUCCAGAGAUGAUGCAACCUCAGCAGCCAUACACUGGUCAAAUUUUUCAGCCAGCACCAGCAUACACACCGUCUUCAUCACAGUCUUUCUAUGGAAGCAAUUUUGAAGAUGAGCCUCCAUUACUAGAAGAACUAGGAAUAAAUUUUGACCAUAUCUGGCAAAAGACUCUAACAGUACUGCACCCAUUAAAAGCUGCAGAUGGCAACAUCAUGAAUGAAACUGAUCUGGCAGGGCCUAUGGUCUUCUGCCUAGCCUUUGGAGCCACCUUAUUGUUGGCUGGAAAAAUUCAGUUUGGCUAUGUAUAUGGAAUUAGUGCAAUUGGGUGUUUAGGAAUGUUCUGUCUCCUGAAUUUAAUGAGUAUGACAGGUGUCUCAUUUGGUUGUGUUGCAAGUGUCCUAGGAUAUUGUCUUCUUCCUAUGAUCAUACUUUCAAGCUUUGCAGUUGUAUUUUCUCUACAGGGCAUGAUGGGAAUUAUUCUUGCUGCUGGAAUUAUUGGAUGGUGUAGUUUUUCAGCCUCCAAACUCUUCAUUUCAGCCUUAGCAAUGGAAGGACAACAACUUCUAGUAGCAUAUCCCUGUGCUUUAUUAUAUGGAGUCUUCGCCCUCAUUUCUGUGUUUUGAGCUGACUGUCUUAAUUAUUGGACUUAAAGGGGCCGAACUGAAAGCUUUUACUUGGGAUGCUUAAACUUGGGACCAGAAAUCAACUGUUGGGCCGCUAUCUUCCAAGAUUAAUGUUUGAAUUAUUAUCUGGAGCAACAAUUACAAAGUGGUCUUUCUGUGUUUUUUUUAUAGGAUUCUUGAAUACAUUUUUACAUUGACCUGUAAUAACUUCAGCUUUAAAACAGGCUCAUGAAUUACACUGUUUAAAAUGUAAUACUCUUUUCAGUCCUAUAACCUGCAAAAUAUUGCUUUUGAAAACUUUUGUAGUUCAGAAAUUUUUAUUGAUAAAAGAAAGUGAAAUCAUUAAUUUGUUUUCCCAUGGAAACAUACAACAAAUCUAAACAACAGAUACACAUUUCCCAUUUUUACCAAAUUAGCAAAAUUUAACAUUCGUCACAAUAAAAUUUAAUCUGAAAGCAAA
Python bivittatus (Burmese python) is the source of this 1450-nucleotide messenger RNA. RefSeq names its product Yip1 domain family member 5 (gene YIPF5). Gene Ontology annotation, cellular component: membrane; trans-Golgi network. Gene Ontology annotation, biological process: endoplasmic reticulum to Golgi vesicle-mediated transport; vesicle fusion with Golgi apparatus; regulation of ER to Golgi vesicle-mediated transport. The record is from RefSeq and is a predicted model, not a curated record. Lineage: Eukaryota; Metazoa; Chordata; Lepidosauria; Squamata; Pythonidae.